GCUGCACCGCACUAGCAGCCUGCAGUGAUGAGUGCCGCACUGGCAACCAAAAGACCGGGAAUAGACCGGACGCGGACAACUGUCACCUCCAAGAACCACAAUGGCUGGCACUGGCACUGCACCAAGCUGGACUUGACGCUGCCACUGGCACCCAGUAACGAAUACCAGGAGGUAUCUAGGGGAGCCGCAUGACCGAGGCCAUGAAGCCGCAGGGGACUCCGUUCCGUUACCCACCUGCAUUGACUUGUUGGUAGAGCACAGGCUGUUUACCGGUCCCUCUCUCACUCCCCCCUCCUCAGCUCUGCCUCCUCACCAGGAGGCAGCAUUUAUAAAUAGGGCAAGCAUAGCCACUCCUUUUCCCCCGUGGAUUCCAAUCGUUUUGUUUGAUAGUUUCUUUCGUCCCUACCUUUAUAUACAAGAUCUCAGCUUCUACUACAGCUUCAGCUACAGCUGCACCCUCGCCGUCCUCUCUCUCAGAGUUCCCCCUUCCCGUUUCCGCACGCACGCACGCACGCGCCAAAGCACCUUCAUCAAAAACACCAGAACCACCUCGUCCAAAACUCAAAACCAACCAGUACGAACCAAAGAUGCCAGCCAACGCAACGGUGCUAUACCCCGCCGAGGCCGACGCCACCUUCGACAUGAGCUACUACCUCAAGACACACAUGCCGCUGGUGUCGGAGAAAUGGGGUCCCUACGGCCUGAAGGACUGGAAAGUCGUCCAAUUCGCCGCGGCACCGGACGGAUCGAAACCAUACAGCGUCGCGGCGCUGUUGACGUGGGACUCGGUCGAGAGCAUCCACAAGGCCCUGAACAGCGAAGAGGCCAAGAUCGUCCUGGGGGAUGUCCAGAACUUUAGCAAUAAAGGGCCCCUGUUUUUGCCCGGAGAUAUCGUUGGAACUUCGUGAAGAAAAAAGAAAGGACGAUAAAUUUUACAAUAAUACCCGGUGCCCCGUGCUUCAAAGGUCAUACCUAAAUUACCACACUCCCGGUCCAGCACUGACUGGCAGCGCGGGUAUCUAUGCCCUGCUAGUGCUACGCUACGUGACUCAAGUCCCUGUAUAAACUUGGCACCUAAUACUUGGUACUCGCAUGUGGCUUGAGCAAGUAAAUGCAAAGGGCAUUACAUAUGUAUCAAAUGGAGAAUGAAUCACUUGUUCUAUUCGUCUACUGCUACGAAAGGUUCACAACUAUAACUGUCGUGUGUGUUCUAAAGUAUCCAGCUCCCUAAAGCAGGUGUCUCACGUUUCAUGGACUUCCAGCAAGGUGUUUGAGUAGAAGCGGGAGGAACCUCAUGGCGUAAGGAGCCGGCGUAUACUAGUAUUCCACACCGGAAUGUGAAUUAUCUCCCUCUCAUCUCUCAGGUGGACCGACGACCGAGUCCAAUGUAGGGUAAGUCUACGGCCCG
Messenger RNA from Exophiala dermatitidis NIH/UT8656, 1408 nucleotides. RefSeq lists its product as uncharacterized. The record is from RefSeq and is a predicted model, not a curated record. Gene Ontology annotation, molecular function: oxidoreductase activity. The transcript has a single exon. The coding region runs from base 588 to 908 and encodes 106 amino acids. NCBI's taxonomy places the organism in Eukaryota, Fungi, Ascomycota, Eurotiomycetes, Chaetothyriales, Herpotrichiellaceae.